CCAGCAGAGGUAUGGUACGAUCGAACUUCUCGUGUCUUGGCGUUUCUGAACGAACAAUGCAGUAUUCAGAAGCAAGCCCCAGGAAACUCCAUGAAGCCAGUACCAACAAAAUGAUUUUCCUUUGUGUUCGUGGAUUUGGUAAAUAGCGCAAUCCUAUCCUAUCUGCAGCCACUCGUAAAUAAGCCCCACUAAGUUUAAUGGAGUCUUUUCUGCGGUGAAGGGUCUCAGUGCGCUCCUGGGCAAACCUGUUCAGAACUUAGUCACAUUAAGUCCAGUGGAAACUUGCAGAGUGUGAUCUGCGUUUAUGCUCUGCCUUGCUCUCGGUAAAAAUGGGAGAGAAAAAGGAAACUUUGAGGAAGAAUAGCAUCUAUAAACAUGUGAUGAAAGUUUUCUUUCGUAUGCGCAGUUCUACUUUCCGCCGUAGAUCGCUUCCAAAGGGAAAUUUUAGGAUAUGAGUUGGGCAUGGUACUCUUUCUUAUCUCUGUGUUCACCCGCAGACGUUUACGAGACCGGGAAAUGGAGGCUUCGAUUGGCCCUUCCAAGCCGAGUGGAGGGACUUACUUCCUGUUUCUUCUGCAGCCAAGCAGAAGUGUCGGGAACCUGUGGGCGGAGCUACGGUGUGACUUUGAUUUGGGACAGAAUUUCAACUUUCUCCUGCACAAACCUGGCCUUGUGGAUGUUUGCCAUCAAUAAGAAGCAAGCCAACUUUGUUUUGCUGAAUCAACAAAGGGUUUAUUUCCUUGACUCAUGUCCCUGGAGUACUAGAUUAAAAUUUAAAAGAAGCCUGUGGCCUUUUGAAUUUCAGCUAGUAGCUUCUGUGUACUAACCCUGCGAGUUUUGCACACCCUUCAGAAAUAGCACAAGGACUUCUCCGCGAGGCGAGCUGCUACCGUUUUGAUGCCAAGUGGAGUUGCAUCACAACCCGUGACUCAGUGAUCCCGGAAAGGCACACGUAAAGUGGACUGGCUGACAUUCCCCACAGCUGCAGCUACAGAAGGCAAAGUGAAACGGUGGCUGGCGAUCGCUGGCAGUGAAGCUUUUUCACAGGGAUGGCUCUUUGGAGAGCCCUUUUGCUUUUGAUGCACUGCAGAGCCAUCACCGCUGCCUCAGCAGGUUCCUUUUGGCACGUCACAGACCUCCAUCUGGAGCCGCAGUACCAACCGACACCAGACCCCUUGAAGGUGUGCCCGUCUGCUGGCACCCAGCCAGUGGUCAAUGCAGGGGCUUGGGGCAAUUACCUGUGCGAUGCUCCCUGGGGCCUGGUCAACUCUUCCAUUUACGCCAUGAAGACAAUCCUCCCAAACCCAGACUUCAUUCUUUGGACUGGGGAUGACACACCUCAUGUGCCUAAUGAGAAGCUGGGUGAGGAAGCUGUGUUGGAGAUAAUUGAAAAGCUAACCAACCUGAUUAAACGUGUCUUUCCAGAUACGCAGGUCUAUCCAGCAAUGGGCAACCAUGACUUCCACCCCAAAAGUCAGCUUCCAGCCAAGGAGAACAGGGUCUACAAUGCAACAGCGGACUUGUGGAGCCCUUGGCUCAACAACCACUCUGUGAAGACAUUCAGAGCAGCUGCUUUCUACACUCAGAUGCUGCCCGGUCCUGGCCCAGCAAGGCGCAUGGUUGUCCUCAACACAAACUUGUACUAUGAAAACAACAAUCAAACCAUCAGCCUGGAAGAUCCGGGAGGCCAGUUCCAAUGGCUGCAAGAUACCCUGAGCAGGGCGUCAAAAGCAAAAGAGAAGGUCUAUAUUAUUGGUCAUGUCCCUCCUGGCUUCUUUGAAAAGAAGCGAGGCAAGGCCUGGUUCCGAGAGCACUUCAACCAGAGAUACACCGAAAUCAUUCGGAAGCACCACGACGUGGUUGUGGCACAGUUUUUUGGACAUCAUCACACCGAUAGUUUUAGGAUGUUCUACAGUAACACAGGUGCCCCUAUCAGUGUCAUGUUUUUAGCUCCAGCUGUAACGCCCUGGAAGACAACUCUACCAGGUGUGCACAACGGAGCCAACAACCCUGGCAUUCGAGUGUUUACCUAUGACCAUGAUACCCUGCUGGUAAAGGAUAUGAUCACGUACUAUUUAAACCUCACCCAAGCUAACCUGGUUGCUCCUCAAUGGGAGAAAGAGUACAGCCUGACGGAAGCUUUCCAGAUCCCCGACGGGUCCGUCGGCUCCAUGCAGCUGCUGCUAGAGAAGCUUGAGAAGGACUCAGGCCACCUCCAGCGGUACUAUCAGUAUAACUCCGUCCAGUAUGACCUGACAGACUGCGAUAUCAGCUGCCAGACGGACCACAUAUGUGCCAUCAGGGAAGUUGCCUCUGCUAACUACAACCAGUGUAUCAAAGACAGAAGUGCCACCGCAGCAUCUUCCAUCCCGGGGCUGGACCUCCUCUUAUUCGGCUGUGUGAUGGGGCUCAUUACUCUAGGCCUGUGGGGAUCCCUGAGCAGGCUGGGGCACAAGCAAGACUCCACUGCUUCCACACAAGCCCAGAGAAAGCACAGGAUGUGAACACAGCUGCAGAUGCCUUCAUGCCGAGAACAGCUGCUUUCUUGGUCUUCUGAAAGAAAAACAAAGCAACCGGUGGCCAGUUGCAAGGUUCCCCGCCCUCCCACAAACACAUACUUUGGUGAUGAGUUACCAGAUUCUGGAAACAUCAUCUGGGUACGUGUCACGCAAGAUCCUUCGGUCAGAACAAGACACUUCUCCUUCAGUGACCAACCUUUGUGGAGACAUGCAAGAUGUCUUCUGGGAAACAGCAGUAACCGAAAGUCUCAAAAAGCAAAUGCUUUCUGUUUGCUCUGGAAAGAGAAGGGCGGGGAAAGGGCGGUCAAAGAUUAUGAAAACAUGAGAAAAGGAAGCUGUCACGGGUUGUUCCAAAAGGACAGCCUGACAACCAGCAGUGAAUCCAAAUGUCAGAGUGAUUUGGGAUCGGUAAGGGAAAAGUUACGUGUAUUUCUUAGUUAAAACUGCUUCUCCACAUAGAGCUGCAAGGGAAGGGGGAGAAUUAAUAUGUUCUUUAAAAUCCAAGCAUCUGUGCUUUUUCCAUUUAAAAAAAGAUAACUGUUUGACAGCACCUGUUUCUGCUUUAAACAGGCCUGGUUCAGACAAUGUUUUAACUUUAAUCAAACAGACCAGAAUGCAAACCAGGAUUGAUCUUGAGUGUGUGUGUGUUUAAUUAAACCCACAAUUUUGUGACACUGUAUGCAACAAGAAAAAAAGUUGUGGGAGGGGGGAAUGAAAGCAAAAGCUUUUGCUUUCUUUCUUUUGCAUUCAAAGUAGAAGAGAGGGUUUACUUAGAAUCUGUCCCAAUGUGUUCAGUGCACAGUAUUGCAACCUUCGAUCUGGCGAAUGUGGCCCUUUAACCGUUAUCAGCAAGAAACAGCCCUCACACGUAAGUUCUAACUUUAGUUAAAACCACAUGACUCAGAACAUAUAUAUAAAAUCAGGAUGCAGAAGCCAUAACCAAUGGGAAGUAUUGCAGGGCAAGACAUUCAUGUUGUAACAAUUUUAAUUAGGUCCUUUAUUACACAAUCAGUAAGGAAAAUCAGCAGGAAACACGAGACUGGAUUAGAUGGACUACUGUCUAGUUCCAACCACUAUAACACACUGGCUCUCUAUAAUUAUCUAUCCUGUUGCUGGUUGGGGUGAUGGGGGUUGUAGUCCAAUUUUGGAAGGCUGAAAAGGGCAGUCUCUUGUUCUUAUGGGACAACAGUAAAUUAUAUUUAGUUUUGAUGCAUAUUAUUUGCUGUUGCAAUUUUUAGCUGUGACACUAUAUUGUUGAUUGAUUGGAUUUUUUAAUUCUGAUGACUUUUCUAAGCCACUUUUUAACAUGUCUGUGAAAAUGCAGGGCAUAAAUAUUUUAAAUGCAUUCAUGAAGAUAAAUGCAAAUUUAAGAUA
Varanus komodoensis (Komodo dragon) is the source of this 3893-nucleotide messenger RNA. It is a transcript of the gene SMPDL3B, whose product is annotated as sphingomyelin phosphodiesterase acid like 3B. The coding region runs from base 1050 to 2504 and encodes 484 amino acids. The transcript has 9 exons. The record is from RefSeq and is a predicted model, not a curated record. NCBI's taxonomy places the organism in Eukaryota, Metazoa, Chordata, Lepidosauria, Squamata, Varanidae. Gene Ontology annotation, molecular function: sphingomyelin phosphodiesterase activity. Gene Ontology annotation, biological process: sphingomyelin catabolic process.